Molecule: messenger RNA, 1510 nt
Organism: Pocillopora damicornis (cauliflower coral)
Lineage: Eukaryota; Metazoa; Cnidaria; Anthozoa; Scleractinia; Pocilloporidae
Product: myosin regulatory light chain 12B
Molecular function (GO): calcium ion binding
Source: RefSeq, a predicted model, not a curated record
UUUGUGAACAAGCGGCUUGAAUCGUAAACAUUUAGCAGUACAUGAUGCCUCCAAAUGUCACGAAAAAAGGGUUUACUUGUUAGUCAUGAGAAUUUUUAUUAUUAGGUCACAGACCGUAGAGGGUGUUGGCAAUAACUCAACCGGAACUAAAUGGCACGAGAGAUUACAGAAACUGUCAUAACUGAAUGAUUCAGUGUUUAAAAAGAUGUUUUAGGUUCCAAUCAAAUUUUCCAAGAUUUCGUCCUGAAAAUUGACUUUUUCGAGAACAUUGCCAUCACAAUUAGGUUUCAUACAUGAAAAUGUUCCGAAGUCGGAGAAUUAUCCUUGAACAAUAUGACAGAUAUUUCAAGAGGUUGAUAACAAACAGAACAGGCGCUAAAGUGCUAAAUAAGAAAUCUGCGUUAUUGUCAGCCUUAAGUUUUGGUUCUAAAGUAAAAAUUUCUAACUCCUCUCGCGAUUUGUUGUCCCCUCUGAUCGCCGUUCGUGGAAAUGUGGAAAUUUUGGCAAAAUUUUACAAUGUAUCGUAACCGCGUUUUCGUGAGAAAAGUAACCAACAUCGAUUUCAAUCUGUCCAUCAGAUACCUAAUAAGGUCAAGAGUAUUGUAAUCGGUUCACAAAAGCGCGGUUUGAGACCGGCGUUUUAAAAAUCUGUAAACACUUCCCAACGAGAGAGCAAUUACAGCGGAGUGGGUUAACAACGCUUUGCAUACUGUCUGAAAGAUUUCGUAGAAAAGGGUAGCAUUAUCAAAGCAAAAUGUCCGGUAAAACAAAAUCAAAAAAGGCUGGUUCCAAGAAGAAGGCCCAGAGAGCAACUUCCAACGUGUUUGCCAUGUUCGAUCAGCAGCAGAUUCAGGAGUUCAAAGAAGCGUUCAGCAUGAUCGACCAAGAUCGCGAUGGAUUCAUCAAGGAUACCGAUCUGAAGGAUAUGUUUAACUCGCUGGGUAAGGAAGAGUCUAACAGUUACAUCGAUGACAUGUUGAGCGAAGCGUCCGGGCCGUUGAAUUUCACCAUGUUCCUGACGCUGAUGGGCGAGAAACUGAAUGGUACAGACCCUGAGGAUAUGAUCCGAAAUGCAUUCGCCUCGUUUGAUAUGGAUGGCAAGGGAGUACUGAACGAGGAUAAGCUCCGACCCUUAUUGAUGGGAAUGGGAGAAAGGUUCACAGACGAUGAAUGUGAUGAGAUGUUCCGUCUAGCGAACGCUGACGACGAUGGAAACUUCAACUAUCUGGACUUUGUUAAAACAAUUAAACAUGGCGCAAAGGACGACUAAACAUGGAUGACGAGCGAUGAAAUAUAUUUUUCUUAGAAGAAUACAAUGUUUCUUUUCCAUAGCAGUACUUAAUACUCGGAAAUAUGGAUAUUCUACACUAUAACUGUUGUUUUGAAUUUUUUUUCAACUGCUAUUUCUUAACCUAUAAUUACAGUCAAAAAUUGAGCCGGAAGAUGGAGUCUUGUUAGAAUGUUAAACUUGUGUUUAAGAUAAGAGAAAAUAAAAAUGUCUCGACAUCUU